Molecule: messenger RNA, 1309 nt
Organism: Ilex paraguariensis (yerba mate)
Lineage: Eukaryota; Viridiplantae; Streptophyta; Magnoliopsida; Aquifoliales; Aquifoliaceae
Source: the annotation of a GenBank genome assembly
UUAAGAAGCCAAGGGAACAAGUAGCAGAUGCAGAGGCACUAUUCGACCUUACUAGCACCUUGGUGGCCUCUGUUAAAUUACAUUCCAGUGGAGGUGUCAUCCCAUCAGAUUAUGUGUCAUGUUUGCUCAGGCACUUUGGGCAACAACUUGGAAGAGGACGAACUUCUGAGAAUAGCCCAAAUUUAAUCUCCUGGAAAGAUAUUGGGUUUGCUGUUUCACCCAUUUUCAGGAAUGGCAAAGGAUGCUGCACCAUGACUGGAUCCAUGAAAAAUGAACUCAAGCAACGGAAAGUUACAGUUUAUAGAAAACGUUCAAGAACAGCUGAAAGUGCUCGACCAGAAGAGGUUGAAAACGGGCAGAAUGUUCCAAGCUGUCCCUUUUAUAAGGGUGUUAUGAGCAAGCAUGCAGAGGACUCAGAUCAACUGGCAGAAAUUUUUGAUUUGGACUACUGCUUGAAUUACGAAGGAGGAGACUUGCUUAUACAGGUGUACGAGCUGUCUUUAGAUGCUUCAGUUUGUGCUCUGCGGACAAAGUGGUCAAUCUUAGAGCAACAGAUACAUAAAAUGGCUCUGUUUUUCCUUCUAGAGGAAACUAAGCUAAAGUCAGAGUUGAGGAAGGAUGCUGAACUUGUCGAUAUGACUGCAGAAGAGAGAACAGAUACUGACAAGAAUAUAUCAAUCAUGUUUGAGAUUUUAAGGAAGAAGAAAAGUGUUAACCUUGAGAGUCUAAUUUUGAACAGGAAGUCCUUUUCACAAACAAUUGAGAAUUUAUUUGUGAUGUCUUUCUUAGUGAAAGAUGGGCGGGUUGUAAUAGACGUGGAUGAAAAUGGCUUUCAAUUCAUUUCCCCAAGAAAUGCUCCAGCAGCCAGUUCAGUUAUGUCGGGCGAAGUUUCAUACAACUACUUUAUCUUCAGAUUUGAUUUCAAAGAUUGGAAGCUGAUGAUGGAUUUAGUCCCAGAGGGAGAGGAGCUGAUGCCACAUAGGGAUGAAUUGAACAAUCCAGGUUUUUCUCAAGCAGAAUCAGCACCAUAUGAUUCUGAUGCAGCAUUACGGAACACCAAUAAAGAAACUGUCAAGGAAUCGUGCCCUGGUCAUGGAGGAACAAUCAGUUACUGAAGACUGUCCUGAAAAUGGUGCUGGCAAUGCAUGUAUCCGCAAGUGCAAGCGCAAGCUGCAGUGAGGUAUUCUAUGCAUGUCAACUCCUUCUGGUUCAAUGGCACUAAACUUAUCUCAGGGUGUAGUUUUUGUGAUGUAUAUAGAAAGGUAGGUUGGGAAUUUAUUAGCCCUUUUGGAUCUUUUUUGCCUCUUUC